This is a messenger RNA of Balearica regulorum gibbericeps (East African grey crowned-crane), 2181 nucleotides long. It is a transcript of the gene B3GAT1, whose product is annotated as beta-1,3-glucuronyltransferase 1. NCBI's taxonomy places the organism in Eukaryota, Metazoa, Chordata, Aves, Gruiformes, Gruidae. The record is from RefSeq and is a predicted model, not a curated record. Gene Ontology annotation, molecular function: galactosylgalactosylxylosylprotein 3-beta-glucuronosyltransferase activity. Gene Ontology annotation, cellular component: Golgi membrane. Gene Ontology annotation, biological process: carbohydrate metabolic process; chondroitin sulfate proteoglycan biosynthetic process.
GAUUAAAGCAUGAAUGGGAGCAGCUUCCCAGCCACGAUGGAGAGAGAAGGCGAUUCAGGCUAUGGGAAUAAGGUUUCCUUCCAAAUGAGUCCCUGAGGUUUCUGCUGGCAGGUCCAGCAGUGUCCUGUACAAGUGCCCUCCUGCUCCCGGUCCCAGCAGCCGAGGCCCCUCCAAACCUGCUUCUGCAAUGGGUGGGUUGUAAGCACUGGUAAUGAGGAGCUGUGGGUCCAGUCAGUCUUGGAGAUGCCGAAGAGACGAGACAUCCUGGCUAUCGUGCUGAUAGUUCUGCCCUGGACACUACUAAUCACCGUCUGGCACCAGAGCACCAUUGCUCCACUGCUUGCAGUGCACAAGGAUGAUGGUGGUGACUCCCGGCGUGAUCUCGCUGCAGGCUUGGACUCCAAGGAAUACUGCUUGUCGGACCGGGACAUUGUGGAGGUGGUGAGGACAGAAUAUGUUUAUACCCGCCCACCCCCGUGGUCAGACACCCUUCCCACCAUCCACGUCAUUACACCCACCUACAGCCGUCCCGUGCAGAAGGCAGAGCUGACGCGCCUGGCCAACACCCUCCUGCACGUGCCAAACCUGCACUGGAUCCUGGUGGAGGACUCACAGCGGCGCACGCCUCUCAUCACCCGGCUGCUGCGGGACACGGGGCUUAACUACACCCACCUCAAUGUGGAGACACCCCGCAACUACAAGCUGCGAGGAGACAUGAGGGAUCCCCGCAUCCCCCGGGGGACCAUGCAGAGGAACCUUGCCCUGAGAUGGCUGAGAGAGACCUUUAACAAAAAUAACAGCCAGCCUGGGAUUGUUUACUUUGCUGAUGAUGAUAACACCUACAGCUUGGAGCUCUUUGAGGAGAUGCGCAGCACCAGAAAGGUGUCAGUGUGGCCAGUAGCCUUCGUCGGUGGCUUACGCUAUGAGUCACCCAAAGUGAACGCUGCAGGGAAGGUCUAUGGCUGGAAAACUGUGUUCGACCCCCAUCGCCCCUUUGCUAUAGACAUGGCGGGGUUUGCCGUGAACCUCAGACUGAUUCUCCAGCGAUCUCAGGCUUACUUCAAACUGCGAGGAGUGAAGGGAGGCUACCAGGAGAGCAGCCUACUCCGGGAACUAGUGACCUUGAAUGAUCUUGAGCCGAAAGCUGCCAAUUGCACUAAGAUUUUAGUCUGGCAUACAAGGACAGAAAAGCCUGUGCUGGUGAAUGAGGGGAAGAAAGGAUUCACAGAUCCCAAUGUGGAAAUCUGACUGAAUGGCUGAGCGGAGACCGACACCAGAAGAUUUCUUCAUGCACAGCCUGCAAGGUUCCUCUCCACAGCAUACAACUAGCCAGACAUGCAGUAGCCAGGACCUCUGCUGACUUCCAAGAGUUUUAGCGUACUGAAAACAAGUAACACGGCAUACAUAAACUGCCCGGAUUCCCCUGCCCUUCCUGCUGGACUCUGAGCAGAACCAGGUGCUCUGGAGGUGGAGAAAAAGCACAGAAAAUAAAGGACUGACAUCAACUUCAGUACAAGACCAGCUGCCUCGCGAGAUGCUCGGUUUGGGAGAAGCGCAUGCAGGGCACGAUGCACUGAAGACACGGCCCGGCUGGAAUCAUAGUCUAGACUGAGGGGGCUGUUUCACAGGACCUGAAAGCGAGGGUGAGAACGCCCAGAGGAGCGUGUUGGCCCCUGAUGACUUGUUUUUCCUGACACACACGUACCUUGUGGCUAUGUGUGCAACAGCCUAAGCAGCUCUCUGUUCACGGAGGGGACAGCUGCCUUCUGAGAUGGCACCUUAGCCCUUAAUUUUAAACCUACUUUAAUCAGUGUUGAUUACGCUGCACAAGACAGGGAAGGUUUUGGGGGAGGGUGAAAAGCAAGGCAGGUUAGAACAAACCCAUUAAGUAUCUCUCUUCUCUUUGUAUCCCCUCUCCUUUCCCUUCAUUAGUUUCAUGGUUUGGAGGGCACUCUGACGUACCUCUGUGUUCCUGGAUGGAGUUAUGUUUAUAGCAUGUGGUUCUCUAUUCAUCCAUGCUGAAAUAAUUGGAAUUGGGUUUUAAUGAGCUGUUGUGGCCAUACACCAUAAUUCUUCAUCCAGGCUCAGAUCUUGGUUCUGUUUAGCACUAAUUUGGUUCACAUGAGCAUUAGGUGUGGGAUUCUCUGAAGGGUGCUCCUACAUAAAGCCAAAUUUCCACUC